AUGUCUGAGUAUACAUCCACCAUUGAGGGCUUUCAGCGCGCCAUGAAGUGGAGCCUCACCGGUCCACCUCAGGAGGCAAAGGAAUACGCCGAGGCCGUCACAACGCCCACUUUCCAUCACAUUAUGGAUGGACAGCGUCUCUCGUACGAUGACAAUAUCAAGAGAAUCCAGGAGUGGCGUGGCAAGUGCAGCCACUAUGAGCCUGUCGUUCGGGACUUCCUUCGCGAUGGCGACAUGCUCGCGGCGCGCAUGACGGGGACACUCAAGAUCGAGGGAACGGACUCAGAGUUUGAGACCUUCUUUGUUGCCAAACUCGACAGUGCUGGCAAGAUGGUGUGGCUCAAGGAUAGAUCUGUUUAUGGCCCUGUCGGCGAAGUGGUUGAAAAAGGCGCCAACUAG
Messenger RNA from Diaporthe citri, 399 nucleotides. RefSeq lists its product as uncharacterized. The transcript has 2 exons. The coding region runs from base 1 to 399 and encodes 132 amino acids. Lineage: Eukaryota; Fungi; Ascomycota; Sordariomycetes; Diaporthales; Diaporthaceae. The record is from RefSeq and is a predicted model, not a curated record.